GCUGCGACUCUUCAAAAAAUUAGAGUCAACAAAAGUCACCGUCCUCAAAUUCUGCUAGGCCUGCGCUCAGCAUGGGCCGCUCCAGGGAAGGCAAGCUAUGGAGCUCUACGUCUGCCAAACCCAAGCGCAAGUCGCUACCAGUGCCGGCCGCCAGCUCCUCAAGCACGAAGACGGCUAAACGGGACAGGAAAGGGAAAGCCAAGGCUCUGCCUGUCAAGAAGACUGCCUUUGUCGACACUCGCUUCAGGUAUCAGACCCUCUCGGCCAAGCUCAAUGCAAUCUCGGUCGACUUGAGUUCCUUGCUCGACCGCAGCCAGGCUUAUGCUUUCGAGUCCGACUUGGAAGCCAGCGAGGAUGAAGGAGAAGCGAGUACAUCAACCAAGCAAUCAAGCGAGACACCUUUCUCCAAGCAACUCGCCUCGCUCGUCUUGCUCAACACGACCACACCGUUCGUUAUAUUCUCGAGACAGGUCGCUCCAGCGUCUCGAAGCCUACCUUUGAUUGUCCAUCAUCGCCAUAGGAUCGUCAAGAGCAUCGUCGACGCUCUUGCUGGUCCGGGCUCUGCGUUAUGCGCGGAUGCUGUAAUCGAGCUGAUCCCGCAAUUCUUGAACACGCUGCCAUCCUAUGCUCUGCUCGAACCACUCAUGCCACAGUUGCUAGCCGGCUUGAUCGAUCUGAGCACGUCAAGCACCACCGAUCCUGCUCAUCUCGAGAAAGCCGUCCAGACCAUCGCUUUCAUCUUUCGCGAAUUGGCACGAGAGCUUGUCAAGCAGCCAGACUACUGCUGGAAUUUUCUACGCGUCGCAUUGGGUGCUGCACCGCGCAAGCAGCCUGCCCUCGCGGAGCCCAUUGUAGCCGACGCAUCUGAUGACGAGGACCUGUUCGACGGCGAGGAGAUUGCGGACCUGCCCCAGCCGUCUAUCGAUGGACUACGCCUCGAAGCUUCUCUCGAUGACAGCGCAGCCACCAUGGAGGAAGUCGCUGAGCCCGUUACGCCCACGCUCGCCACUCCGACGCGGCGCAAGAUCGUAAAGCCGCAGAUCAGGCACCUUCUCGCGAGCGCGUUUGCGUUUCUCAUUCGCAAGUCUAGCGCAUCUCAGCUAGACGACUUCUUCGAGAUCAUGUUCGCCGAUCUGCAAGAGCUCGUCGCCGCUGACGACGCCUCGAUCGAUGCUCUAGCUCAGAGCGUCGCUUGGAUCGUCGUCGAGAGCGUUCAGAGUGUGGAGCAUCAGCUACAUAGCCACGCGCCGAGUAUCUUCAAGGCCUUUCUGACCAUCGCUUCUCGUCAUUGUGACGACUCGAGCUGGCCGCUUCGUACAGUCGAGGCUGCGCUUACCGCUGUCUUACAUCAGACCAGAUCGGAUCCCUUUACAGCUUCUGCUGACGUUAUCAUCCAGCAUGCCAGCUCUCAGAUCGAAUCUACGAACAAGGCGGCUCAGAUUUUUGCCCUUUCAGUACUUGAUACUCUGUCAGCAGUACGCAGCGCAAAUCGACUGAGUGCCCGCGGGCGCAACAGCAUCUGGAUCGCCCUUCAGCAACAGCUACAUUCGAACCUAUCAGAUCCAGAUCUCCUGUCUGGUCUUACAGAGGUCGUCAGCAACUUACUGCUCACGGCCGAUCUGCAAGAGACUCUCGGCAAAGCACGGAUUUCGCUGGAAGCGUUAUUUACUCCAGAACGUCGUCGGUACGCAUACUACCUUGCUCGCGUCCUAGCGUCCCAAAAAGCCAGCCACUUUGGAGCAGUCGUACUGUCAAGAGUUCUCCAUCUAGCGAUCAGUGAUCUGUCGCAGACAGAUGAGGCAUGGUUGCUGCUCGCUUUCCUUGCUCGAGAGAACCAGCUGCUGGAUAUGGCGACCAUUGAUAGAGGCGUAUGGCCUGCAAAGCUACGCCUCCAGAUAGCCAGACUCGCCGAUGACUUGGGAAGCUCAUCCGGCGAUGCUACUGCGGCUACUUUUGCGAAGCUAGUUGUUGCUGAAUACCAUCCUAUCCUUCUCGAAAGCCAAACAACCGAGUUCCUUGCCAAAUUCGCACUCACACUACAAUCAGUGCAUGAUGCCCGAUCUCGCUACAUGACUUCCGCAAAUAACCCUGCAACCCUUCUCGCUCAGAUCUUACGGACUCUGACCGCAGCUACGACCACCACGAUGGCAGGCCUCUCGCUUGAUAUCACCAUCGAUUGUCAUCACUGGUGCGCAGAAGUCUUGCAAGCUACCCCGACCCAGAGCAAGAAUGUUUGCACGUCAAACGAAGGUCCUUCUCCUGAUCGCAUUAAUGCCCUCAUCCGCAAUGUCCUCUCGGAGAGCAAGGAGCUUCGCGUCGCCUCACUCAAAAUGCUGUUACAUAUCUGCUCGAAUGAAAAGUACGCAGCGCUCAAGUCGACAGUCGAGGCUGCCGUCAGAGUAGAAGAGACGUCGCUUACUUUUCAACAAGCUCGCGAGCUGGGUAUGUAUGUCCGCAAAGUGGCAAUCAACGCGCGCGCUUCAAACUCGGAAGUCGCUAUUUCCGUCGCUGUACACCUUUCUGCAGCUUUGUUGAAAGUCAACUUCAAGCCAAUUUGGUCAGAUGCCACCCAGAAUCUACUUGACUUGCUGCAACACUCGCCUGCUCAAACGUGGCCUGUCAUCAGCAGUCAGCUUGAGAAGGUCGCUCGAUACAAGACCGAUCUGAUUCAAUCGCCUUCUCCGACAUGGCGGUACACUGCGGAUACAUACCGGGAACAGCAGGAAGACUUGCUGAGCAGCUCUGAAUUUGUUUGCUCGCACAGAAAAGCGGUGCACGUAGUAUAUAGUCGCCUCGAACACCUCGGCUCAGUACACAAUGCCCUGGAUGCCUUAUUCGCCAUAGAUAUCGAUCCAACCUCUCGCUUGGUCUACAGCUCGUACGAGUAUCAGCUGCUCCAAGUCUUACGCAAAUCGCCAGCGAUUGUUGCGCAGUAUGGACGCUUCUUUGUGCAGCUAUUUUUCGAUCUCUUUGCGGACAAGGACACUUCGGAUGAAGUAGAAGCAGAGACGGAUGCGGAAGGAGGUUUGAGCACCCGCUCUGAUCAGCCUCCGAUGUCCGGCAAGCUUACAAGGCAGCGCUUGCGAUCUUGGCAGGAGGUCAUCGUUGUCUUGCCGAACCCCAAAGCACUAUACCGUUCGGAUGACCUUCGCGCUUUCCACACAGACAUGCUCUCUCAUGGCGAUUCAGCAAUACAGACUCUGGCCGUCGACUGUCUACUUGCAUACAAGACUGCGCAACUUGCGCCUCACAAGGACAUGCUGAAAGGCUUACUGAACGGCAGCGCUAUGCGCGAAAACCUCCUCGGCUUUGCCGAGCUCCUGCAGUCAGGCACCGUCGUCGGCGACGAUCGCAAGAUCCUCGUGCCUAUCGUCGUGCGACUCCUGUAUGGCAUUUUGACUUCUCGCAGCUCGGUUCACUCAGAUUCAGCAUACGGUCAGUCUGCGCGCAGGACGGCGAUUAUGUCUACGCUUCGCGAACUCAUGCCGACAGAGCUGGAUACGCUCGUCGACCUCAUGCUUGCUCCCUUUGGCACCCUGUCAAUCUCCGAGCAAGACCUCGCACGUGUACAGCUAAAUGAGGGCUUCACCGCGAAGCGACAGAUUGGUCUGCUGACGCUGCUGGCUGAACUCAUCAAGCAUCUUUGCAGCUCCCUAGUCCACCGCAUGCCGGAUAUUGCCGGUGCCCUCACAGUACUGCUUUGCUCAUCCCAGAGACUCAUCGAUGAAGCUGCAAGUGGUUCAACCAUCAAUGCCUGCAGGAAGAUCAGACAGCUAGGCUUGAAGCGGUUGAAAGAGCUCUUCGAGCGUGACAUUGAUUUCACGUUCGACGCGUACCUCGCUGUCAUAUUUGCGACCGUCAUAUCGCCUCGUAUACCCACUUUUGCGGUAGAGAACAGCCAAGCACUCUCGGCGAUGUUCGAGCUGUUCAUCACAUGGUCAAACGAGCCGGCGUACGCGCACUUUCUGUCGCGGUACGAUGCCCGUCUUAUACCGGCCUUAUACGACUGUCUCGCUGUUGACAACGUGCGACCGGCCGUAAUCAUAGGUGUACUCGAGGUGAUCAAUAACCUGCUGACGAAUGCGAGAGAAUCGUCGAUUGAAGGCAAAAUGGAUGACGGUGUUCUCAGGCUCAGUCAUUUGCUAGACUGCCUCACUGCAAACUUACGGCAUCGCCCGACGUCUCUAGCAUCACGAGAUGUGCUAGGACAAAGCCAACUGAAGACUCUGUCGGCCCUCGCACCUUCUAUUGAAAACGGCGAUCAAGCUAACAAGUUGCUUGUCCUGCUGCUGGCUUUGAUCGACAAACCUUUCAAACAAGUUCCGGAUUCCGUCAAAAGUGACCUGUUGGCCAUCGCCACCAGACUCGUCGGCUCGGCUUUUGACGACGACAAUGCGGUAGGCUUCGUGCAAGCUUAUAAGUCAGUGUCGCGAUGUCUUGAGACCGUGCAGCUCCGUGCUGGGCGCGAGAACGCCGUUGCUUGCAUUGGAGCUCUCUCGCUGUCACACGAUUCGGACGAAUUGGCAGUCACUGCAUCCCUGAUUGGCGAUCUAGAAGCUUACUCGGGGCGGCGACUCGGCGAACCCGAUUUUGAGCGUAGACUGUCAGCCUUCAACAAGAUCAACGAGACGCUCUAUAGCACCUUGACAGAGAUGCAGUGGAGGCCUAUCCUUCACAGUCUACUGUUCCACAUGCGCGACAUCAAUGAGUAUGCCAUCAGAAGUAAUGCGACCUUUGGCCUAUGUCGAUUCCUGGAGGCUGUGCCUGGAUCUAGCAUUCCACUCGAUUCACUUAUCGAGCCUCUUCUGCUUCCCGGCCUUACAGCCGCGAUGUUAUCACCACACGAGCCCGUGCGUGCCGAGAUCAUGACGGUGCUGGAUGCUGCGGCAAAGCUCAAAAUCGAAUCUGCCAACCUCAAGCAAUUGGCUGCUUUGACAGCAGGCAACGACGUCGAGGCCAGCUUUUUUACAAAUAUAUACCACGUUCAAAUCCAUCGUCGCAAGCGAGCGAUGCAACGCCUGGGUAACACGGCGCUAAAGGGGUCCCUAUCCAGUGCGCUGGUCAAAUCGCUCUUUAUUCCACUUCUGCGUCAUUACAUUGCUGGCGCGUCGGACAUCAAAGACCAGGAGUUGAUUAAUGAAGCCGUCCUUGCAAUGGGGCAGACGGCUGCUGCACUUGAGUGGCGAGCGUACAUCGCCUUAGUCGGCCAGUACACCAGACAAGUCAAGGUGGCUAAAGCGGCAGAAUCGGCCGACGCUACCAGUGCGCAACAGAAGCUUGCGAUUCGUACACUAGUAGCGAUAUUGCGCAAUUUUCGGCUCGCUGCGCACCCAGAGCAUCGUGCUGAGCAGAUAGAAGCGACCCGUGUGCGCUUCCUGCCACGCCUUAUGCGUAUGCUCGAGCAGAGGGAUGAGGCGGAAGCCAUCAACCGCAUACCGCUCGCAGAAGGCAUUGCAACUGUGCUGCAGCAAAUGCCUGGCGACGCGCGUCGACGGCAGGUGCUUAGCCUGCUAACAGCGCUGGCCGGUAUCCUCAAGAGCAAAGCGCAAGAUGUCAGAGACUCGACACGUGCGACGAUUUGCACAAUCUCUACCGCACUCGGUCCUGAGUAUUUGGCAGAUCUCGUCAAGGAGCUGAAAGAGGCUCUAGCUCGGGGUCCUCAGCUCCACAUCCUCGCUAUGACUAUACAUGCUUUGCUUGCUCGGCAUGUCGCCGCUGGCACUCCUGAGUUCGACGAGGCUCUGUCUGUCGCUGUGCCUGUUCUUGCGAACGAUUGCUUUGGCCAGCCCGCGAAAGAGCGUGCAUCCCAGGACUUCCGAUCAAAGACCAAGGUCAAAGAAGUCAGAGCAUUCAAGAGCGAAGAUUCGUUCCAGAUCUUAGCUGAGCACAUGUCGCCUACAAGCACGCCCAUAUUGUUGGCGCCGAUCCGAGACCUUUUACAGCAGACAGAGGGUAGCAAGGCCCUGCAGCACGCCCAAGAUGUCCUGCGUCGCAUCGCUCAAGGCAUACGUCUCAAUAAGAAUUUUGACAACAACACGCUGCUCGAGCUGUGCAAUGCACUCAUCAGUCAGAACACAGACUUUCUGCGACCUCGACCGAAGCGUGUCAAGACCAAAGCAGCAGCUGCUGAUUACCGCAUCCAGAUGUCUGCCAAGGUUGCCAUCGAAGAUGAUCAUUUCCGCCAGAAUGCUCAUAUCUUCGUCUCUUUCGGUCUCGAUCUAUUGAACGCGUCCUUCAAGGCCGCUAGAUAUGACAUGCGUGACUCUGCGACCGUGGCCAAGCUCGAUCCACUGAUCGAAGUCGUUGGCAAUACUUUGUUCUCGGAUCAUACCGAUGUACUUUCUCGUAGUCUCAAGGCUGCCGCAUCGCUCGUGCACUUUCCACUUACUUCCGUCAGCAAGGCAAGCCCCCUUGUGCUGUCGCAGGUGUUCAGCAUCUUGCAAGACAUGGGUAGCGCGCAGACAGAGGUCAGCCAGAACGCCUACAAGACGCUUGCUGUCAUCUUGAGAGACUGCCCCAAUGUCAAAGUCGAGGAGGACGAGCUUGUGAGCGUUCUGCAUACGAUCAAAGCUGGCAUCGAAGAUCCAGAUGAUCAGGCGACUAUGUUCACCCUGCUGCGUGCAGUCAUGGCGCGCAAACUCGUCGCGCCCGAGAUCUACGAGCUCAUGGAUAAGAUAGCCGAGACACUCGUCACAAAUCAAACAAGUCAGGUCAGGCAGAUCUGCAGAUCUGUCUAUCUGCAAUUUUUGCUCGACUAUCCCCAAGGCAAGCAGCGUCUGCAUCAGUCCAUGACAUUCCUGGCCAAGAAUUUAUCAUACGUCUACGAAAGCGGUCGCGCCUCGGUUCUCGAGAUUUUGAGUGCCAUCAUUGGCAAGUUUAAUCAAGACCUGGUCGCUCAGCAUGCCGAUAUGCUCUUCACGGCACUUGUUCUGUGCCUCGGCAAUGAGCAAGCGGCUCGCUGUCGGGAAAUGUCUAUCGAAGUUCUGAAGGCUUUACAUGCUCGGCUGACACCAUCAUUGCGGAAGCAGCAGCGAGAUUUGCUCGCACUGUGGGCAGCGGGAGACGGCAACAAGGUCCUGCAACGAACAGCACUGCAAGUACUCGGUGCGCUGAACGCUGCGCCCUCGCCCACUGUCCUUGCUCCCAUGUUCGCUGUCAUUCGCGAAAGCGCCUUGCACAUCGGUACGGACCAGCUAGAAGACAGCGAGAUUGAUUGGCAGACGUCUUAUCAGGCGCUCAAUGCGAUUGCGAAGCAGCUGCCAGGUCUUGAUGCUGCAAGUGUAUUUACGCCCGAUCUCGACUGGGCGUCUAUACAGAGCCAUUUGACCUUUCCUCAUGCAUGGGUCAGACUGGCGACCAGUCGUCUUCUCGGAGCACUCUACGAUCUCGGCAAAGAUCUGGUUGCAACUGGAAAGCUACCUGAAGAGCAUAUCCUCUCGACCGCUUCGUUGCUCGACGCUGCCUUCAAGUCGGUUCGUCAGCUCGAGAGCGAGCACCUGACGGAUGAGCUCGCAACGCAAGCCAUACGCAAUAUUCUCUUCACUUUCAAGGCCUUUCAAGCUCGUCAUCCUCUUGUCAUCAACAGCGCUGUCUCCGCGGACUACAGCCCGGCGCAAGAGCCAGUGCGGUGGAUGCUCGAUCGCCUCACCCGGCGCUUGCGCAAUGCUUACGUGCAUCGACCGAGCGUAUAUAAUGGUGAUCAACGCGUCUGGUCACGCGAAGCUCUGUCACUUCUCAAGCUACUUGCAGCGAUCGUUCAACAGCUCGAACCCGAGGCUUUGGCCGCUGUGCUCGGUGAUCUUGUGUCGCCUCUAUACAAUCUUAUCGAGGACGGUAACACCGCUGAUCCUCAAGUCGUCGAAAUCCAGAAUCUCGCGAUCGAAUUCAGAGAGCUCUUACAGGCCAAAGCCGGUGUGUCUGCGGUUGCAACAGCCUAUAGCACAGUCAAACAGGCUGCAAUCGAUAGACGCAACCAGCGCAAGGCUGCAGCUGCCGUAGCUGUUGUCAAUGAUCCUGAGACGGAAGCAAGGCGGCGCGAGAAACGCGCAGCAGUGCGAUCGGUUGCGAAAAAGCGUAAGGCAGAGUCAUACGCUCGCAAGAAGGAGAAUUAUGGCGACAUCAAGUUGAAAAAGUCGAAGUAUUAGAUUAUGUUGAUGUCAACAACAAAGUGCAGGCGUGCUUGUAUGCUACCGAGACGCGAUUGCUCUCGCAGUCUCUAGUGACAUUAUGCCAUGGUCUUCUUCUCCCAAUGGCUCUAGCUGGUCCCACAGCUGAUCGAGUUCAAUGUCAAUGGCGAGUGCGGCAGAUUGCCCGGACGAGUUGACCAUUUUGGGCGGGGCCGGUCCUGGCGUGGCAGGCUGCGCAGGAGAAGUGGGCGAGACGGGCAAAGCCUGCGCUGUGGGAAGCGCAGACGCAAGCCGUCUGAGAGGCUCGAUCUGUCUAGGUAGCGGCAACACCCAUAUCUUCUCACGCAGGCGCUUAUGUCGCUCGCGAUCAUCUUCUAUGCGGCGAAGAACGUCGUUGUGCGAGA
This is a messenger RNA of Mixia osmundae IAM 14324, 8530 nucleotides long. RefSeq lists its product as uncharacterized. Gene Ontology annotation, cellular component: 90S preribosome; small-subunit processome; nucleolus. The record is from RefSeq and is a predicted model, not a curated record. The transcript has 10 exons. NCBI's taxonomy places the organism in Eukaryota, Fungi, Basidiomycota, Mixiomycetes, Mixiales, Mixiaceae. Bases 72 to 8144 code for a protein of 2690 amino acids.